This is a messenger RNA of Populus trichocarpa (black cottonwood), 2910 nucleotides long. Its product is annotated as F-box/LRR-repeat MAX2 homolog A. The record is from RefSeq and is a predicted model, not a curated record. NCBI's taxonomy places the organism in Eukaryota, Viridiplantae, Streptophyta, Magnoliopsida, Malpighiales, Salicaceae. Gene Ontology annotation, biological process: SCF-dependent proteasomal ubiquitin-dependent protein catabolic process. Gene Ontology annotation, cellular component: SCF ubiquitin ligase complex. The transcript is spliced from 2 exons. Bases 693 to 2774 code for a protein of 693 amino acids.
GUAUCUUUGUCUUCAACAAUACAGGCCCUCUUUCUCUAUCUUUUUCUCAUUCUCCAAGGCCACCAGCUUGAUCUGCUUCUGUAUCGUUAUCUCCAUCCUCACCAUUACACCUCACCAUAUGUAUGCACAAACUUCUCCUCCUCCUCCUUCCGUGCAGGCCACCAGCUCACACCAUUGAAGCCUUUCUUCUUUUCUCUCUCUCUCCAAGUUUGAAUCCACCACUUUUCCACGCCUGCUGUGUCUUUAUCUUCAUCCUCAAAAUUCCAGUUCACCUAUACACACACACAUGAUACUCUCUCCAACUCCAGGCAACCAGUUCCACUUGAGUGUUUUCAUCUUCGAUAUAUUGGCACCUUGUAAGAAAUUCUCUAUAUCUGUGAUAAUCCGCCUGUCUCUAUUCUGGAAUCUUUCGUCUUCACCAUAGCGCAAGGGUGUAAGAGAUGCAUCUCCGUUCUCCCUCUCACACCAGGUUUAGGUAGAAAAUCCGGGCUCCCAGUCCCUGCAGCUCCAUGUAUAUAUAAAGAACACAAUUUCAAGUUGUGUGUGUAUAACCAUCACCUUCCCACAAAAAAAGAUACACUACUCAUAAUCAUCCUUUGUCUCUCGUUAUCAUUUUAUCCAUAUAUAGAGGAUCCACAGAAAGAAAUACUCCACGUACGUAAGUGGUCACUGAUCAUGUACAUGUAGAAGAAAUGGCUAAAAAAUUUAACACUAAUGUUCAUUUCCAUGACAUACCAGAUGCAAUCCUUUCCAGUAUAUUCUCCUUGAUAACAGAUACACGUAGCCGCAACGCCAUGUCCCUUGUGUGCCUUAAAUGGCACUUGAUAGAGCGCUCUACACGCACUUGUCUCUCUCUUAGAGGCAAUAUCCGUGACCUCUUUCUUCUCCCAACUUGCUUUAGAGCUGUCUCUAAUCUUGAUCUCUCAUUGGUUUCCCCUUGGGGGCGUCCAAUUCUUGAUUCCUCACCAAACACUACCCUUCUUGCUCAAGUUCUCCAUUGUACCUUUCCCUCUGUUGUAACUCUCACUGUUUAUGCAAGAAAUCCUUCAAUUCUUCAUCUUCUUGCUCCUCAAUGGCCUAACUUACGCCAGAUUAAGCUUGUUCGCUGGCACAAGCGAUCUCCAACUACUUUGGGCUCUGAUUUUCUUGCAUUGUUUGAGCAUUGCCAUUCACUUGCCUCACUUGAUCUCUCGCAUUUCUAUUGCUGGACAGAAGAUUUACCUCCAGCCCUUGAAGCAUACCCUUCCAUUGCUGCUUCUUUAAGCCAUCUUAAUAUCCUUAAUUACACUUCAUCUGAUCAGGGAUUCAAGUCCCAUGAGAUUCUUGCCAUUACCUCUGCAUGCCCAAAUCUCCGUGAAUUUUUAGCAGCCUGUAUAUUUGACCAUAGAUACAUUGGUUUUGUUGGAGAUGAAACCUUGCUAUCUCUUGCCACAAAUUGUCCUCGCCUUUCUCUUCUUCACCUUGUCGAUUCUAGUUCCUUGUCUGCUGCCAGGGGUGAUCCAGAUAAUGAUGGAUACACGACCGAGGAUGCUAGAAUCAGACAAACUAUGCUAAUUGAAAUGUUUUCUGCAUUGCCAUUGCUUGAAGAAUUGGUUCUUGAUGUUUGCCACAAUGUUAGGGAUACGUGGGUAGCACUGGAAAUGCUUAAUUCCAAGUGCCCAAGGCUCAAGUCUUUAAAGUUGGGACAGUUUCACGGAAUCUGUAAGGGAAUAGAUGCACGGCCCGAUGGGAUUGCACUUUGCAGCAGAUUGGAAUCAUUGUCAAUCAAGAACUGUGCUGACUUGACUGAUUCUGGUUUGAUUUCAAUCUCCCUUGGCUGCCCAAGACUCACCAAGUUUGAGGUCCAGGGUUGUAAGAAGAUCACGAAAUUAGGGAUGACAAAACUAGCUUCUAUUCUGAGGAAAACUUUAACUGAAGUGAAAAUCUCUUGUUGCAAGCAUCUCAAUACCGUGACCUCGUUGCAGGCAUUGGAACCGAUCCGAGAUUGUCUACAACGAUUGCACAUAGAUUGCGUGUGGGAAAUGGUUGAACAAUCAGGAUCGGAGGCUACCAGUUCAGCUAAAUAUGAUGGAUUCAAAUGUUCAGACAAGAGACGUGGCAUUUGGGAAGACGCAAACUUGAAGAAGAAAUACAAGAAGUAUAAUGACAACGAGAAUGGAUACGCCUCUAGUAAUUGGGCAAAACUGCAGUGUCUUUCACUUUGGAUUCCAGUCGGCGAGUUGCUGAAUCCAUUGGUUUUGGCAGGAUUGGAUAACUGCCCUAUGCUGGAGGAGAUACAAAUAAAAGUUGAAGGUGACUGUAGGCAUCAGUCAAGACUUUCCCCAGAUGGUUUCGGUCUCAGCUCCCUUCUAUGCUACCCUCGGCUUUCGAAGAUGCACAUAGACUGUCAAGCUGCAAUAGGAUAUGCUCUUACUGCCCCUUCUGGACAUGUGGAUUUGAGCCCGUGGGAGAGGUUUUAUCUUAAUGGGAUUGGAAGACUGAACCUGACUGAGCUCAACUAUUGGCCUCCACAGGACAUUGAUUAUAAUAAAAGGAGCCUAUCUCUCCCAGCAGCGGGAUUGCUUGCACAGUGUAGGACUAUGAGGAAGCUAUUUGUUCAUGGCACAGCUAAUGAACAUUUCAUGAUGUUUCUUUUGAAAGUACAAACUCUCAGAGAUGUCCAGUUGAGGGAAGAUUAUUACCCUGCACCGGAGAAUGACAAUAGCACAGAGAUGAGAAUAGACUCUUGCUCUAGAUUUGAGGAUGCUCUCAACAGGCGUGCGAUUCCUGAUUGACUAACUGGGAGCUCAGGAUUUGUACCCUUGCUGGUUGAAUUGUAUAUAUAUUAGUCAAACAUAAUAAAAUGUAAAAAUUGUGGUAAGUGUGACCUUUCUAAACGAAUAAUGAUCAUAUUGCGAUGUAGUUUUUGAA